Molecule: messenger RNA, 6159 nt
Organism: Mercenaria mercenaria
Lineage: Eukaryota; Metazoa; Mollusca; Bivalvia; Venerida; Veneridae
Exons: 3
Coding region: 164-1285 (373 amino acids)
Source: RefSeq, a predicted model, not a curated record
AACAUUAAAAAUGGAGGCUAUACUUCAUCUUUCAAUAUUUUGUCUAUGGAUUGGAGUCGUCACCGGUUCUUGUGGUAGAUAUACGACUGGCGCUUCAGUAUGCGAUACUCUAAAAGGUUACGACGGAGCCCGCUAAUGGGCAACCUGUGUCACGCAAAAGUAUAUGCAGACGAAAUCGAAUGGACACCACCGCUGUCAAAGGAAUGAAACUACCUGUUGGUAUCAGUGCAUGCUAGAGCUCCACAAUAAAAAUAAUGGUUCUGUAUAUCCUGACUGUACCUGCUCACGAAAUGCUCUUAGUUAUACACCAAUUGCUCUACCUGUUUGGUGUUACAGUCUAUCCGGCAGGAAUUGUGUUUGGUACAGAGACUGUCUUGAGAAACAUUAUCCAUGCAAGGGACAAGACAAUUCGUAUGCCAUUGAUUUCUCUGAAAAGUUCUGCAAAUUGUAUGAACAACAGUUUACGAAAUUCAACCAAACUGGCCUAUUAUGGAUCGAUGCUGUCCGCAAAUGUAUUCAGGUUAAUUUUUCUCCAGUUUUACGGAUUUUUGCUCACAACACGUGCCAGGAAAUCAAAACUAUAGCUUUCGAUUCCCAUUCAAAAUGUUACCGUUACCCUGGCCAAGAGAAACCUUCCAUUUGUGAUCUUAGUGCUGGUGAGUGGUGGCAAGUAUUCUGGACAUUAAAAGGCGCAGUUAUGCAAGCGGCGACGACGUCAUUUAAGCAAAUGCUAGAUGUUAUUCAGACAUGUGGGACAAACAUUUUAACCGAUUUUCGCGACUUUGGAAUGGCGCUGAUCCAGAUGAAAAUUGAAGAGGUAAAAAACUCCAGACAGGACAUAUUAGAGAAAACAUCAGAAGUUGCUUCUAAAAUGUUGUCUGAAGGAAUGGGGUGGAUGAGAAAAGGGAUUUUGCAUAUCGGAUACCCAACAAAUAGCUACCCAUACACCGACACGUUUUUCAUCAAUGUACUCAUUGCUUCUAGUAGGGAGUACGAUCUUAACUAUGAAAAUGCACCAAAAGUGAAUAUUACAGAUGCUGCGAUAGAAGCUGCAAAAGCGAUCGAGAAAGGUGACACGCAAAUUGACGUAGGACACGGAAUGAACUUCACGAAACUCAGCAUCUGCGUCGAUUACAACUGCAAGGAUUCCUCAUUGCAAAUUACACCUGCUCCUCCAAAAACAAAAACAAGUGCAGGCCCUUCUACAACAGCACAAGUAACAGCCGUCAUCAUUUCUACAGCAACAACAUUACUGAUACUGUCUGUGAGAAUGCAAAAUUAUUAAUCUCUCGUGUUGCUUUGACCGCUAAACGUGAAUGUAAUUAAAUGAAUUUCGCAAACUAGAGAUAAAAGAUUAAUUUAAAGCAAUGUAAAAUCAUAUUUAAGAUAAUAAUGUUGUUCAGUUGUAAACAUCAAAAUUUGAACACAGGUAUAUUGACAAGAAGAUAAACUAGUUUGUGUUCUAAAAAGUAAUGUAAUGUAAUGUAGGUUUCGUUGCACAUUUCCAUAAUUUCGACAGAGUCCAUAUGCUCAAAUAUUUAUAAAUAUGGCUUGAAAAAUAAGUCUUUAAAUAUAGCAUAGCAAGAAACCUUUUUUCUCGAUAUUUAUUUGGAUUUUGUUAGAAAUGCUGCAUAACACUUUUUUUGUAUUCUGUAUUCAUUUCAAAACAGUACUAUAAUUCUUAUACACAUGUUUUGAUAAAAAGGCGCAUUAAAUACUGAGCAGCAAAUAAAACUAUCCAGAUGUAUAACUGGUAUAUUUUGAUACAAAAAAUUAAUUUUUCAAAUUUAAAUUGUUUCUUCAUACCAAAAUUACACAUCACAUGAAGGUCUUCACUUGAUAAGUUUUUAAAAACCAAUCAACCAUGAAGUCAGUAGUCACACAAUAGCCGUUUGAAAGGCUAUAUAUUGUUUGCGUCAGUUGCAUUGUAACAUCCGAAUUGGGCGCUCGCGCUAAAUUUGAACCAGUCGUGCGGUGCAACCAACAAUAUUUUUUAAACUUUAUGCUGUUUUUCGAGUUAACCAAUCGUCAAUUUUUCCAAUGACAAUAACAUUUCAAAAAGAAAAAUGUUAACUACAGGCGCACUGAAUUUCGUGGGACUACUGACUUCACGGUUGAUUGAUUUCUUUUUAAUUUUACACGUGAAGUUCUUUUGCUGUUCAGUAUAUAAUGACGAUAUGCGAAUGUUUGUCGGUUUACCCAUUUGUCAAUUUUUUGAACGUUCGAAAAGUAUUCCUCACUUUUUUAACAUAUAUGUAGUUACUGAUAUGAUGUUUGGGGAGAAGGCUAUACAAAUCAUAUGGUCGAGGUAACAGUUAUUGUACAUAGUUUAUUAUUCAUUUCUCGCCUGUUUUUUUGCCUCGAAUGCAUAGAUUGAUUUGAAUUCUGUGCGCAUAUACGAGUAUAAAGAAAAUCAUCAGACCGAAUAUCACUAAUAUCACUUUAUUUUAGUUAUUUCAGCAAAGUUAUGGUUAUUGCUUGCAGUUACAGUUUUCCGCACUUAAAUGCGGCUGCCAUGUACAUAUUCAUACGUGUUUUGAAGAUUUACAAACCGAGUUCUUCUGUCAUUCCUGUUUUGUCGGGUGAGUUAUGGCCGAAUAUGUUUAAUUUUCCAUACUUUUAUUCGCAAGUGUUUGUGUGUACUGGAAUGAAAUUAAGUUCUAAAGACUAGUCAGUACUUCGUUUCCCACGGAGGUUGGUGACAUGGAGUGAUUUAUUGGCGCCGGCCUCGAGGCCAGCGUCUCUAAUGGAGUUGGGAAUUGUUUUGCUAAAUGGAGUGAGCGGUCAUUUUACAUACGCCGGUUGUCUAACCUAUUCGUUAGUACGUACUUAUAAAAGCUCAUUCGAAAGGCUCUUUAAGAAUUGUUCAUUUACGUAUUUAUUUUAGAUACUAAAAUAUAGUUCCGGUGUCGCAGUUUUGAUGAUAUUAUGCAAAACAAUAAAAGACCCGUUCCUUCAAAAGGAACGGUCUAUUUCACCAGAGAAGGUAGCAACUGGGAUGAAUGUUUAAACUAGAUUGUCAGCAUAAAUAUUUUCAUUUCCACCAUCUUGAACGGUUAUAAUAUACCAUCCGAUAAUAUUUUGGCAUUACUUCACAAAAAGUAAGUAAACGUCUAAACUGUUCGCUAUUGCGUUGUAAAACAGAGUAUUACCUGUUUUCGUAAAAUGGACUAAUCAAUAAUCGCUAAAAAUAACUGCGUUCACAUCACUGAUCUAUUUUUAGCGCGUGGUAUUCAUAUUGCCUUUCAUUAAAGAUUGUGUUUUCAUUUUAAUGUUUAGUUUGUACAGCAUGUUUUGGGAGAGUCUCUAUUGAUACGUGAUUAUGUUUUAAGGAAGAUACUCUUCAUUUUAUUGAUUUAUUAAAUCUUUCAAAAAUAUAUUCAUUUAUAUAUAAGUGUAUAUAUGUUUUAGUUGUUACGAUUAAUUUCAAACUUUUUUUCACUUUCACCUUCAAUUCUCUCCCAAAGCAACACUUUUCUUAGUCACAGUAAACUUAAAAACAAGUUUUGAAAUUUUCACAAUUCUUAAAAACUGCAACAUAUUACAUUUCUUUAUAACGUUCUUCUCUAUUGCGUUUAUUUAAUACACAUUUUGUAAAUUUCUUACUGCUGUUAUUAAAAGAUAGAACUUAACUUGUUUCCCCUUUAAAUACAUAGCGCCCUUUGAUGUUUACACCAAUGCUUUUCUUGUUUCAAAUUGGCGUAGCUAUUAUUAUAUCUUAGGUAUGCAAAAUUCUUUAGUUUGUCAAAUUCCAUAAUUAUUGCCCUUGAUAGAUGCAUUUUUAAAUGAUGUAUAUAGACGAUUGUUACAUUAUAUUAUGAACUUGAAAGUAGUGGGAAUCUGAUAAAUUUGUAUAACGCAUACGACUAAUCGAUGCUUCCAUCCACAUUUAACGUUUUGUAUUCCAUUUCUUAUCGUGAUUUUUUAUUCUUUUAAAUAUCCAUAUAUAUAAAGUUAAUCGUGAUGUAACAAGGAAUAAUGCCCAUUUUUAAAAUUCAAAGGCAAAGUAUAACUUAUUAUGAUCGCAUGGUGUCUGGCAUUUAGUCGUUCGACAUCGUAUAGUUUUUGUAAAUUAAUGCACUUCUUCCACAAUCAACAUAUUUAUACACAACUUACACAGUAGGUAUACGACCAUUAGACGAUGGCUCCUUUUACAGAAGAUGCUAAAUUUAUUACCCCCAACCCUAUGGCUCUUUAAUGGAUACAUCUAACAUUUUGUUGGGACUAUUGUAGAGAAACCAAACGCGUACGAAUAUGAUCCAGUUAGAUUCUUAUAUAUCUGUUUAAAGUUAUGGUCCUUUAAAUGUUUUCCUUACUCAGUUCAAUAUGACUCCUUCACAGACAUGAUCAAUCACUAGGAGACAAUCUAUCUAAAUUCUUCUUUAUUCAUUAAAAACGGAUGUCUGACAAAUGGGUAGGUCAAAUUUCCCUAUACGGCCAUACGUUAAGUUUAAAUUGUUUAUGUGUAAAAACAAUGAUGAUGGUUUAAAUAUAAUUUCACAAAUAUAUGUCAUAAGAUGAGUAUCUACCAUAGUAGUGUAAUACUAUCAAGGAAUACAAAUGCAGGGUUCAGUAUGUUUAAUUGAGAUGUGGAACGGCAUAGUUAGAAGUGAAACUAACUAACGUUUAUAAAAAUAAAUUGAAUUCUGCUGUUUAAGCAUAGAGGCAGUGGAAAAUUAACUUAAGGUUUUGCAGAAACGAUUAUUGAUAUCAGAAAAGAUGUUCCAGAUAAAGCAUAGAUCUUGACUGAGUCAUUUGCUACUUUAAACGAGAUUCAGAAAUUUAAAUGUUGGAUGUCGAAUAAGCCUAAGAUGAAAACUGUACCUAAAGUUUGCUCUCUUGUUAGCAUUUUAUGUGUAAAUAGUGUGUUGUGUGGUGUGUUUGGUAUUAUGUUAACUAGAACUUUUCUACUGUGGAUUUUUAGCUCACCUGAGCACUGCUCAGGUGAGUUAUUGUGAUCGCUCAAUGUCCGGUGUCCGUCGUCUGUCUGUCUGUCGUCUGUCGUCCGUCAACAUUUAGAUUGUGUAUGCGAUAGAGACUGUACUUUUCAACUGAUCUUCGUGAAAAUUUGUCAGAAUGAUAACCUUGAUAAAAUCUAGGAAAAGUUAGAAAAUGUGUCAUCUGGGGUUACAAACCAGGUCACUAGGUCAAAUCAAAGCAAAACCUUGUGUAUGCGAUAGAGGCUGUAUUUUUCAGUUGAACUUCAUGAAUUUAGGUCAGAAUGAUUACCUUGAUAAAAUCUAGGAAAAGUUUGAAAAUGGAUUAUUUGGGGUCAAAAACUAGGUCACUAGGUCAACUCAAAGAAAAACCUUGUGUAUUCGAUAGAGGCUGUAUUUUUCAACUGGUCUUCAUGAAAUUUUGUCAGAAUGAUAACCCUGAUGAAAUUUAGGCCAAGUUUGAAAAUGUCUCAUCUCUGUUCAAACACUAGGUCACUGAGUCAAAUCAAAGAAAAACCUUGUGUAUGCGAUAGAGGCUGUAAUUUUCAAGUGAUCUUCAUGAAUUUGAUCAGAAUGACUGCCUUGAUGAAAUUUAGGUUAAGUUCGAAAAUGGGUCAUCUGGGGUCAAAACCUAGAUCACUAGGUCAAAUCUAAGAAAAACAUCUUUUAUACAUUAGUGGCUGCCUUUUACACCGGAUCUUCAUGAAAUUUUAUCAGAAUGUUUGUCUGGAUGAAAUCUAAGUCGUCUUUGAAUAUGGAUCAUCUAGGGUUAAAUAUUAGGUCACUAGGUCAAAUCAAAGCAAAAUGUUGUGUACGCGAUAGGGGCUGCUUUGUACACUGGAAAUUCAUAGAAUUAAGUCAGAAUGAUUGCCUUGAUAAAGUCUAGGUCUAGUUCAAAUGUGAGUUAUAUCCGGACAAAAUCUAGGUCACUAGGUCAAAUCAAAGAAAAAACUUUGUGUAUGCAAUAGGGGCUGCAUUCUGCAUUGGACCUUCAUGAAAUUUUAGCAGAAUGUUUGUCUGGAUAAAAUCUAGGUCAAGUUUGAAAAUGUGUUAUCUUGGUUUAAAAACUAGGUCACUAGGUCAAAUCAAGGAAAAACCUUGUAUAUGCAAUAGGGGCUGCAUUUUAUAUCAGAUCUUCAUGAAAUACGAUCAGAAUGUUUGUCUGGAUAAAAUCUAAGUCUUGAUUGAAUAUGGAUUAUCUAGGGUUAAAAACUAGGACAUC